AUUUUCCUGUUUGUAUUGAUAAUGUAGAAAGGGAUUGUACAGUUCCAAAAGACCAAAACAUUAAGAAGACAUAUGAUGUUCUGCAACUCUCCACAAAGUAUAGAAGACUCCGCAUCAGAAGCUUCACACGUCAGAAGUUGACCAUUUUUGUCCCCCCCCCCCCCCAAAGAAACCUCCACGCUUACAUGCCCUCUGGAAAGUAUGACAGGAUGUAAACCAAAAAAUUAUGAAUGGCGAAUGGCUUUCUUAUGGAAAUUUGUGUUGAUUCUGUGGAAUCUGCUGUUAAUGCUGAGAGAGGAGGUGCCAGCCGAAUAGAACUCUGCUCUAGUUUGCUAGAUGGAGGUACAACGCCUAGUUUGGGCCUCCUUCAAGUGACAAAGCAGCAUGUAAGGAUACCUGUGUUUGCUAUGAUUCGACCUCGUGGAGGAGACUUUCUUUAUUCUGAUCGAGAAGUUGAAGUUAUGAAAGCAGAUAUACACCUAGCAAAGAGUCAUGGGGUCGAUGGUAUUGUGUUUGGAGCAUUGAGGGAGGAUGGCAGAAUAGAUGCAGAACUCUGUUCAGAACUCCUAGCAGUAUCUAGACCUCUUCCAGUGACUUUCCAUCGAGCAUUUGAUUUGGUACAUGAUCCCAUUAUCGCUAUAGAAACUCUAAUUUCAUUGGGUUUUGAAAGGGUUUUGACAAGUGGAUGCGACAGCACAGCACUUGAAGGUUUGCCUGUUAUCAGGAGGCUAAUUGAGCAGGCAAAAGGAAGAAUCAUAGUUAUGCCAGGUGGUGGCAUUACAGAGAGAAAUCUUCAGAGAAUUCUAGAGAGCUCUGGUGCCCAAGAGUUUCAUUGCUCUGCUCGUACAACAAAGGAGUCUGGGAUGAAGUACAGGAAUACCAAUGUCAGUCUUUGUGCUUCUGCGUCUUCAUCUGACUACUCUGUGAAGGUUGCAGAUGUAGUCAAAAUUAGAGCCCUAAAUGCCAUUGCCAAGAACAUUCUGUGAUUGGAAUAUAAAGAGCUAUGGACUCUCGGGCCAUGUGAAGCUUGCCUUUUUGGCAGGAAAUGGCAGCAGAACAAUAGAUGAAGAUGUCUAUGGAUGUUGCGGGUCGCCUGGACUCAACAGUCCAAAACUUCCCUUUUAUUGGAUUAACUUGACAAACAUUUAAAUAUGGAAACUUGUAUAUUUGCAGGGAGUUCACUUAAAAGCCAUAGUUUGUAUUUAGAAACAAAAAACUACAACUUUUCCACUGUUUUGUUUACCUUUCUUGUACUGCUUACAGGUGUGAAUAAGGCAGUAGUCCAGUAGGACUUGGAUUCCUUUUGUGAGCCCGAGAGAUGCAAUCUUACAGUCCAGCACAUUUGCCCAUGUAUUAUUUUUAUCUGAAGAGCCAUUCAUGAAGAUGUGCUUGAAGCCCUGGUGGACCUAAAAACAGGACUAGAAUUUAGAAGCUGUGAUACUGCCUUGGUGUGAAAAACAUGUAUUUUAUUUUUGUUUGUAAACUGCUCAUCUUAAAUUAGUACAUGAAAAGAAGUUAUAAAUUUUUCUGACUUGGGAUAAAGACCUCAUACUGAGA
Protopterus annectens (West African lungfish) is the source of this 1557-nucleotide messenger RNA. It is a transcript of the gene CUTC, whose product is annotated as cutC copper transporter. The transcript is spliced from 10 exons. The record is from RefSeq and is a predicted model, not a curated record. Bases 231 to 986 code for a protein of 251 amino acids. Gene Ontology annotation, molecular function: copper ion binding. Lineage: Eukaryota; Metazoa; Chordata; Ceratodontiformes; Protopteridae.